Molecule: messenger RNA, 12134 nt
Organism: Plectropomus leopardus (leopard coralgrouper)
Lineage: Eukaryota; Metazoa; Chordata; Actinopteri; Perciformes; Serranidae
Gene: chd9
Product: chromodomain helicase DNA binding protein 9
Molecular function (GO): ATP binding; protein binding
Source: RefSeq, a predicted model, not a curated record
GUACAACUAACAACACAGCCACAACUUCACCGAUCUCUCUACAUUGACGUCUGGAGUUGCACUUUGGGGUUCGUUUCGGGGGCACAGUAUAAUGGACAUGCUGUAGCUCAGAGUGAGGUUCAUUGGGACCAGCUUGGAUCCGGUGGAGUUCCAGAGGUUCCAGUUACCCUCCAGGCUCUGCCAUGGACUUCUUUAACGAUCCCAACCUCUUUGUUGGAGGUUUGGAAGGGCUGGACGAGGAUGGCUUCCCCACAGCACCAUCACUUGUGGAUGAGCUAAACCUCAGUGCUGACUUUGAGCCCCUCCAUGUGGAGCCUCUAGACCCAAGGAAGCACCAAGACAUGAUGCCACCAGUUACUACCCAACAAGCCAUGCCUGCUUACAAUCAGCAGAUGGCUCACUACAUUGGCAUUAAGGCCCAGAAUCCUAUGGGGCAGGCAUUUUCUGGUCCUGGGAGCACAGGAGGUGGAGGUGGUGGCAUGAUUGCAGACCAGCAUGGCCAGUACCAUAAUGCUGCCAUGAGCCAAGUACCUCAAACCAAUGGGCUGUUCUGUAACAGCAGCAGUCCAAUGUGGGGCAACCAAGACCAGAAUGGAAAUAUGUACCACCCCUUAUCCCAACAGCCACAACAGCUUUGUCAUCAGCAGCAGCAACUGCACAACCAGCAACUUCAUGUCCGACAACAACAAACACAGCAGCAACAACACCGCCCGUGUCAUCAACAACAGGAGCAGCAGCACAGAAUGCAGCGGCAGCAGCAGCUGCAACAACAGCAGAGUCAUCAGCAACAGCUGUUAAACCAGCGCCAGCACCAACAAAUUAAUACACAGACUAUGUCCAUGCAGCAGCAGCAUCCCAAUUUCUCCUUCCACCAGGGAGGUCAAUCUCAGAGCCAACAACAAGUUCACCAUACUCAGCAGCAGGUUCAGCAUCAACUAGCUGGUGGAGGACCACGGUUCCAUUCAAGGCCAAUGCCAAGUAAGUCCUAUUUGGAUAGUCAAAAUGCUUCGUUAAGUGGGACUUGCUUGCAACCACAGCAGCAGCAGGGUAGCUACCGGGUGCCCAGGGGAGGUCAAGCCUUCUCUGGUUCAGGACAGGAAGACCCUAACCUGCCCUUCCCCAUGCACUCGUCAUCUAUGGUUCACUCACUGCCCACAUGCUCAGUCAGUUCUGCCAACGCUUACCAGCCUGCUCAGUAUCCUUCCUACCCUGGAGAGCCAGAAAUACCCAGCCUCAGUCAGCAGUCCACAGCCUCAGUGUCAAUGCCCACCACCAACACCUCACCCCUCACUUCUACAGUGCCCGACCUCUCAGGGACAGUAUGUCAGUUUCCAUCCACAGCAGUUAUGAGGACCCCAGUCAGCCAGGCAGAGGACUGUCCCUUCCGGGCCCUACGUUGCUCUGGAGAAACCCAAUCAAACUGCAAGUCAUCUGAGAUAUUUGGUGAGUCUAUGAACUGCUUCCCCAGUAUGGCCAGUCAGCUGCCCUCUGAGCAGCCUCAGAGCUGCGGGGCCAUCAACACUAAUGGAUACCAAGAACUGGGAGACAAUCUUCUGCCAUCAGAUGUCCAGGAAGAAGACUUGGGGGGCCUUGAGUCUCCUGACCUCCUGCCUGACCUACUGCCACAUCUGGAGGCUGCUCUCAGCCAGCAGGAUGACUCCAACUGUUCCUGGGUUGAUCCAAGCCAGGAGAGGGGACACGAGCAAAGGAAACCACCAUCUGUUGAAUACAAGGAAGAAAAGCCUCGAAAGAACGCUAAUGGUCCCGGCAGCCAGGUACGGGUCCUCAGUCCCCCAAUAAAGAGCAGCUCAUCAUCCUCCUCCUCCUCCUCAUCGUCUUCAUCCUCAUCCAGCUCCUCAUCGGAGAAGAGGACGCAACGGAGGACACAUCAUCAGAUGGAGUCAACUUCACAGGACAAGCAGGAGAAGGCCAAUAGGAUAAUAUCAGAGGCUAUUGCAAAGGCCCGGCAGCGAGGGGAGAAGAACAUACCCAGAGUUAUGAGCCCUGAGAGCUUCCCCAGCUCUUCCUCGCAGUACAAGCACCGUAAGCGGGAGCACAAAGGAAGCGGCAAGGCACGGCCUAAGGAGAAGGCCUGCAGGAAGGCCUGUAUUAUACCCUCCUCCAAGCCCAAGCAGAAGGCCAAGAUCGGGAAAAUUGUCAUAAAGAUAGGAAAGAAGAAGAAGCGAAAGCCGGAGUCUUCAGAGGAAUCGGAUGAUGACCCUCCCCCUCGACACAGUUCUAAAGAUGACGACUCUAAGAGGCGAUCUAAUCGUCAGGUGAAGAGAAAGAAGUAUGCUGAGGAGCUGGAGGCCAGGUUGUCAGAUGAUGAGGUCAAGGUUAUUGUCAAAGCCAAGAAAACCAACACUGCAGCAUCCAAGCAGCCUGCUGUUCAACUCUUUGUGGAGAAUCCCAGUGAAGAGGAUGCUGCUGUUGUUGACAAAAUCAUGUCUUCACGUAUCGUCAAGAAGGAGGUCUCCCCAGGAGUCGUGGUCGAAGGAGAGGAGUUUUUUGUAAAAUACAAAAACUACUCCUACCUACACUGUGAGUGGGCCACAGAGCAGCAGCUGGAGAAGGACAAGAGGAUUCAGCAGAAGAUCAAACGUUUCAAGAUGAAACAAGCACAGAGGGCACUCAUCUUUGCAGAUAUGGAAGAGGAGCCCUUUAACCCUGACUAUGUAGAGGUAGACAGAGUGCUGGAGGUGUCGUAUUGUGAGGACAAAGACACAGGAGAGGAGGUGGUGUAUUACCUGGUGAAGUGGUGCUCUCUGCCUUACGAGGACAGCACCUGGGAACUGAAGGACGACGUCGACCAGAGCAAGAUUGAAGAGUUUGAGCAGCUGCAGGCAGUCAAGCCAGACUCGCGCAGGGUGGAGCGGCCCCCGGCAAAUCUGUGGAAGAAGAGGGAGCAGUCGAGGGAGUACAGGAAUGGCAACAGCCUCAGGGACUACCAGCUAGAGGGGGUGAACUGGCUCCUCUUCAACUGGUACAACAGGCGGAACUGCAUCCUGGCAGACGAGAUGGGCCUGGGAAAGACCAUCCAGUCCAUCACAUUCCUAGAGGAGAUCCACCGUGUGGGCAUUAAAGGGCCAUUCCUCAUCAUCGCUCCGCUCUCCACCAUCGCCAACUGGGAGCGCGAGUUUCGUACUUGGACCCACCUCAAUGUCAUCGUCUACCAUGGAAGCAUGGUCAGCAGGCAGAUGCUCCAACAGUAUGAGAUGUAUUUCAGGGAUGCACAGGGCCGUGUGAUGAGAGGGGCCUACAAGUUCCAGGCUGUUAUCACCACAUUUGAGAUGAUCCUGGGAGGCUGUCCCGAACUCAACGCCAUAGAGUGGCGCUGUGUUAUCAUCGAUGAGGCCCACCGCCUCAAGAACAAGAACUGCAAGCUGCUAGAAGGCUUCAAGCUCAUGAGCCUGGAGCACAAGGUCCUGCUGACGGGUACUCCUCUCCAGAACACAGUGGAGGAGCUCUUUAGCCUGCUCCACUUCCUGGAGCCGGCACGCUUCCCCUCAGAGAACACCUUCAUGCAGGAGUUUGGAGACCUCAAGACUGAAGAGCAGGUAAUGAAGCUUCAGGGUAUCCUGAAGCCCAUGAUGCUGCGGCGGUUGAAGGAAGACGUGGAGAAGAAGUUGGCUCCUAAAGAGGAAACCAUUAUUGAGGUGGAGCUCACCAACAUUCAAAAGAAAUACUACCGCGCCAUCCUAGAGAAGAACUUCUCCUUCCUGGCUAAAGGAGCUGGCCAGGCAAACAUGCCCAACCUGGUAAACACCAUGAUGGAGCUGAGAAAGUGCUGCAACCACCCCUACCUCAUCAAAGGGGCAGAAGAGAAGAUCCUAGAAGACUUCAGGGAGGUGUAUAGCCCCACUGCCAUCGACUUUCACCUGCAGGCUAUGGUGCAGUCUGCUGGGAAGCUGGUCCUUAUUGACAAACUGCUGCCCAAGAUGAAGGCUGGAGGGCACAAGGUGCUCAUCUUCUCUCAAAUGGUGCGCUGCCUGGACAUCUUGGAAGACUACCUCAUUCAGAGAAGGUACUUGUAUGAGCGAAUAGAUGGACGUGUACGUGGGAACCUGCGGCAGGCAGCUAUCGACCGCUUCAGUAAGCCCGAAUCAGAACGAUUCGUUUUCCUUCUGUGCACAAGAGCGGGUGGCCUUGGAAUCAACCUCACAGCAGCAGACACCUGCAUCAUCUUUGACUCAGACUGGAACCCACAGAACGACCUGCAGGCCCAGGCUCGCUGCCACCGGAUCGGUCAGAACAAGGCAGUGAAGGUGUACCGUCUGAUCACCAGGAACUCAUACGAGCGAGAAAUGUUUGAUCGCGCCAGCCUCAAGCUGGGCCUGGACAAAGCAGUGUUGCAGAGCAUGAGUGGACGAGAUAACAGCCUGGGAGGAGGCACCGGGGGAGGGGCAGUGCAGCAGCAGCUGUCUAAGAAGGAGAUUGAAGAUCUGCUGCGACGUGGUGCAUAUGGGGCCAUCAUGGAUGAGGAGGAUGAAGGGGCCAAAUUUUGUGAGGAGGACAUCGAUCAGAUUCUCCAGCGCAGGACGAAGACCAUCACCAUCGAGUCUGAAGGACGAGGAUCCACUUUUGCUAAGGCCAGUUUUGUGGCGUCCGGAAACCGCACAGACAUCUCUCUGGAUGACCCCAAUUUCUGGGACAAAUGGGCCAAAAAGGCUGACAUUGAUAUGGAGAUGGUCAACGGCAGAAACAGCUUGGUGAUCGACACUCCUCGUGUCAGAAAGCAGACGAGGCCAUUCAGUGCCACAAAGGAUGAGUUGGCAGAGCUUUCAGAGGGCAACAGCGACAGUGAUGACACCAAACCCAAGCUCAGGCGAAACCAUGACCGCCUCAACAGCUAUGGACGCACGGAGUGCUUCAGAGUAGAGAAAAACCUGCUUGUUUAUGGGUGGGGUCGUUGGAAGGAUAUUCUCAACCAUGGGCGUUUUAAGAAGCAGCUGACUGAAAGGGAUGUGGAGUCCAUCUGCAGGGCCCUGCUGUCUUACUGUCUGGUCCAUUACCGUGGAGAUGACAAAAUUAAAAGCUUCAUGUGGGACCUGAUCGCCCCAACUGAGGAUGGACGCACCAAGGAGCUGCAGAAUCACCUGGGUUUGUCAGCUCCAGUCCCUAGGGGCAGAAAGGGCAAGAAGAUGAAGACUCAGUCUAGCUCUUUUGACAUCCACAAAGCAGAGUGGCUGAGGAAACACAACCCAGAGCACAUGCUUCAGGAUGACGGCUACAAGAAACACCUCAAACACCACUGCAACAAGGUGCUGCUCAGGGUCAGAAUGCUCUACUACCUGAAACAGGAGGUGAUAGGAAGCCAGGCCCAGAGUGUGUUAGACGGCGCAGACUCCAGUGAGAUAAAGAUCUGGGUGCCAGACCCGGACCAUUCAGAGCUUCCUGCCUUGUGGUGGGAUGCCAUCGCUGACAAGUGUCUGCUCUUGGGUGUCUUUAAGCAUGGUUAUGAGAAGUACAACACUGUGCGUGCAGACCCAACCCUGUGCUUCCUAGAGCGUGUGGGACGACCGGAUGAGAAAGCCAUUGCUGCUGAACAGAGAGGCAAUGAUUUCAUGGAUGGGGAUGUUGAUGAUCCAGAGUACAAGCCUGCUCCAGCCCUGCUGAAGGACGACAUGGAGGAUGACGCCUCCUCUCCUGGAGACUUAGUUGUCACUGACAGUGCUGGAGAUGCUGUUCCAGUGACAGGUGAAACUUCCUACUGGCCCUCACCCUCAGUGCUAACAGCCAGGCUGAGGCGACUGAUCACAGCCUCUCAGCGCUACACCAAGAGCCGGCAGAUCCUCCAGAUCCACCAGACUCAGACUCAGUCUCCAUCGACCAUGAUACUGUCUGCUCCACUCUGUCCACUGCCCCCGACACUCAACGACACCCUCAACCCCAAGAUGGUUGCAAAAAUUGAACGUCAGCAAAGAUGGACCAGGCGAGAAGAGGCUGACUUCUACCGCGUUGUCUCCACUUUUGGUGUUGUUUUCGACCCAAACCUCGGCCGGUUCGACUGGACCAAGUUCAGGGCCAUGGCUCGGCUGCACAAGAAGACAGACGAGAGUCUGCAGAAAUACCUGUGUGCUUUUACCGCCAUGUGCCGUAGGGUGUGUCGCCUGCCACCAAAAGAGGGAGACUCGGCGGUGGACCCGUCUCUGAACAUCCAGCCCAUCACAGAGGAGCGAGCGUCUCGUACGUUGUACAGAGUAGAGUUGCUUCGCCAGGUGCGGGAACAAGUCCUUCGCCAUCAGUUACUCUAUGAGCGCCUGCCGCUGUGCCAGAUGAGCGCUGACUUACCUGUCUGGUGGGAGGCUGGUACCCAUGACCGUGACCUGCUAAUUGGAGCUGCAAAGCACGGUGUCAGCCGCACUGAUUAUCACAUUUUGAGAGACCCUGAGCUCAGCUUCAUGGCUGCCCAGCGCAACUACAGCCAGACAAAAGCUACGCAGCAGCAAUCACGCACAUCCACCCCACUUCUACACCCUCAGUGCCAGGCCACCAGCUCAUUGCUGACAGGCUCUCCGCUGCCUCCACCUGCCCAAAGAGAUGCAGAGCACAGUGGGGUUAUACCCAAAGUGGAGCCAGCCUCUGAGGGGGAGGAGAGCCGGGAGAAGCAGGCGGAGAGCUGGAGCCCUCCUCGAGCACCAGCUACUCCCACAGGUCUGGAGGAGAAGCCGGUGUGUGAGACAAAAGACAGUGAGAGGCAGAUGGUGGCGGCACGAACCAAACCGCUCACACCAAACUCCUCUGAGAGGAAACCUAAAAAGGCCAGCAAGAGGGGCCGCAGGGAGGCCAGGCGUGGCUCAGACUCCGACUCAGAUGGCUCCUCCUCAAGCUCCUCAUCACGUUCCUCUUCCUCCUCCUCCUCAUCUUCUUCUUCCUCGUCACAUUCCGGGUCCAGCUCUUCUUCCUCUUCAUCGUCUUGUUCCUCUGGCUCUUCAUCAUCAUCGUCCUCCUCUUCAUCUUCUUCUGAUGACAGUGACAGUGAGGGAGAGGAAGGGAAAAAGAAAGUAGCUGCAGCAACAAGUGUAAAGGGCUUUGAUGAGGACAGUGUGGCGUCUCUGAGCACUACACAGGAUGAAACGCAAGACACACAUGCUGCCGAGAACGGCAUCACCAACAACUCCUCACAUCCUUUUCAGGGAGGAGGGUAUAUGCUCGCUGCAUCCUACUGGCCAAAGGAUCGUGUUAUCAUCAACCGCCUGGACAGCAUCUGCCAGGCAGUGCUAAAGGGCAAGUGGCCUGGAACACGUCGCGUCUACGAGCCUGGAGGCGCAGUGGCCUCCUUCUACACCACCAAACUGCUGGACAACGCCAACAGCCUGUGCGAGGACCCCUCUGCCUCACCACAGGGGUCAAAGGUGACCAAGCAUGUUGCAGAAAACAAGGAGUUCUCAGUAAAACUCAACGAUCAGGAGGGAGGUCUGAAGUUGACCUUCCAGAAACAAGGUCUACCUCUGAAGAGGCCCCUGGAGUCGGAGGAGGGCCCCCAGGCCCAGCAGCAGUACCUGGCCCGUCUUCAUGAGUUGCAAAGCGCCUCAGACACAGGCCUGGCUGACAUCACCAAGCCUCAGUGCAGCUUCCAGACUGUGCCUUCAGCUCUUGCUGGUCAGAUGAGGCUGAACGGAGUACUGGAUGGCCAACCAGUGGUGAAGAAGCGGAGGGGAAGGAGGAAGAAUGUGGAGGGGAUGGACCUACUCUUCAUGAACAGGAGUAGAGUCCCUGCUGUUCCUGAUCAGGUGCCUCCAGGGUGGGGUGGUAUUGGCCAGGUGGGCAUAGCUGCUGCCCCUGUGGCAGGCUACAGCCAGAGCUCCAGUCAGGUCCCUGCAGACACUGACACCAGGGUUCCUGUAAUCAACCUCAAAGAUGGCACCCGGCUUGCAGGAGACGACGCUCCCAGGAGGAAAGAUCUAGAACAGUGGUUAACAGAGCACCCUGGCUUUGUGGCUGAUACAGGAGCCUUUAUCCCUGGGGUAAAUAAGAUGCAAAUGCAGUUCCACUUCCAGGACGGCCGGCCCAAGCAGAAGAGGCACCGCUGCAGGAAUCCCAACAAGAUUGAUGUCAACAGCCUGACCGGAGAGGAAAGGGUCCAGAUAAUCAACAGGAGAAACGCUCGCAAGGUUGGUGGAGCUUUUGCUCCUCCUCUCAAGGAUUUAUGCAGGUUUCUUCAGGAAAACCCAGAGUACGGAGUCCCACCUGAAUGGGCUGAUGUUGUCAAACAGUCGGGUUACCUCCCAGAGAGCAUGUUUGACAGGAUCCUGACAGGACCCAUCGUCCCUGAGGAGGUGAGCCGGCGUGGACGUCGACCUAAGAAUCCUCUGGCGAAGGCAGCAGCGGCGGCGGCGGCAGCAGCGGCAGCACCCAACCCAGCAGCCUCCCUAGGUCUGAACCCCCUGCUGACCAACGGCCUCCUCUCUGGAAUGGACCUGAGCAGCCUGCAGGCCUUCCAGCAAAACCUCCAGAGCUUACAGUCCCUGCAGCUCACCGCGGGCCUGAUGGGGCUGCCGUCCGAUGCUAGCAACCUGGCUGCAAGUAAUUUAGCUGCCAUGUUUCCCAUGAUGCUGUCUGGUAUGGCUGGAUUGCCAAACCUGCUUGGCAUGAGCAGCCUGAUCGGAAAACCCGCUCAGGAGGGCACAGGAGGCUCUGAGGAGAAGACAAAGGGAACUUCCAGUGGUGCAACAGGAGAGCCGUCUGCCUCUAAAGCCCCCUCUCAAACCUCAGACACCAAAGGAGAAAGGACAGAGGGCUCGAACACAACUCCUUCCUCUACUUCCAGCUCCGCUUCCUCUGCCACCGCCCCACAAAGUGCUUCAGCUGCCUCUGCAGCCUCCAGUCACCCACUGUCUCUUAACCCCUUGUUACUCUCCAGUAUGCUUUACCCAGGGAUGCUUCUCACUCCAGGCCUUAACCUUCCUGUGUCUGCCACACAGCCGCAGAGCUCAAACAGUGACCCCACAGCUCCUCCUGCUCAUCCUCCUCCGCCCGCAGUCUCCCAGUCAUCGUCCCAGGAGAUAGAGCACCUGGCGGCAGAGGGGGGCGGAGAGGAGGAUGACGAGGCAUUAGAAGAUGAGGAAGAAGAAGAGGAGGAGGAGGACUCAGCAGAACAAAAGGAGAACAGUGGUCCUGAAGGUUCGGGGAAAGCUGAGUCGUCUUCUUCGGAGUCUGGGAGCUCUUCUUCAUCAGACGAUUCAGACUCCAGUGAUUAGGACUGAUCCUAUGAAUAUAUAAUUAUAAAUUUAUUUAUGUAUCGCCUAGAAAUGUAUACAUAUAUUCACAUAUAUAUGGAUUUUCCAGCACUUAUGUUGCGAUUUCUUUACAUGUAAAUAGAAGAACUGACUAAAAUGUUGUGUAAUAAAGACUACAAAAACCUUAAAAAAAACAGGAAAAACUGACUUAAAAAGAAACUGAAAUAAAAUUUCAGUGUUUGUUCACAAGGUACAGUCUUGUUUUGAGACAUUUUGCAUGUCAGACUUUAGUAGAUUUCUGAACUCUGUGAACUUGUUCCACAAUUAUGUACAAUUGCAACAAAAAAAACGGCAUUAUUGUAAUUAUGUCAGGAUUUAAUUUUAUUAAAAAAGUGAAACUACAUCAACAUGCUCGUUGAGCUGUACUAUUAAUAUAUUUUGAUUGUUUGGGGGUCGGGGGAAUGACACUUGACAAACACUUUGGUUUCUCUUGUAAAUAGUCGGUACUUUUACAGGUUCGUUGACACUUAUGCUUUGCAGAUCAUACGUUGGAUUUGUCAGCAAUAACUUGGGCAGCUAAUGAAUGUCACUGAAGCUGUAGAUUCUCUGUCUGCCAUGUUCCACCCCAGUGCACAACUCACACAGCCUCACCUGUCACUGACCUUCAUAUCACGUUCAGUUCAUUUCUGCUUUAGUUCGCACCGUUUUCUUGGAAACCGAAUUACCUGAAGCUCCCUCUUAAGUAUCGCCUCGAUUUUGGAGGGAAUGUGUGGAAGUAUUAUUUUUAUCAAUCAAACACACUUUAAAAUGGAUCAUAGUUAAAUUAUCUGCUGUGAUUUUUUUUUUUAACAUUUAUAUCGAAUUUUAGAAAGUCCUUAUUUUCACCAUCACCUUACAAACAUGUCACAACAUGUCCAAGGCGCACUUUAGCUACUCACUGUAGACAUACACGUUCACUUGCACAUCUGUUGAUUCUGACUACAGUGUCACAGUCUAAUAAGCUCCUUCAGCUGUGAGGGACAGAAAACAACCUUUUACUGUGUGCCAAAACGGCCCUCUGAGGUCCUGGCUUAGUUUUGUGGUCUCUGUAUGGGAGAAUAAUUCAGGAUUAUUAUUAUUAUUAUUAUUAUUACAACCCCGGCAUAUUUGACUGCAUCUUACCUCAACUGUGCUAGAUGGAUUGGCUUCACUGUGCAGAUGUACAUGUGCAUGGGUGUGUUAGUCUGCUGUCCACAUACAUAAUGUCCUUGUUUCUGCAGGAAUGUGUGUCAGAGGCCAUUUGUUUUUUCACUGAGAGCUUGCCAAUGUGCUGUUUUCUUUGGCUGGACUCCUCUUACCUGCUAUCUCCUGCCUCCAUAACUUUCCACUCUGAAUGUUGUGUGUUGCGGAAGGGGCCUUGCAAAGCAAUGACCAGUAGAAAACUACUAUUUCAAAUGUUUUUGACCUUCAAGCAUCUCAGUAGAAAUUUGGAGGAACUGACCAUUGGAUUCCAUGUUGCAUGACCACCUGUCUACCAAAGUCUUACAGAACAAACACGAAAGCACGAAGCACAAAAUAGUUCAUAUAAUCACUAAGAUUGUAGUAUUUGUCACCGUCUUUGAGUAUUACAUUUAACAGUGCCAGACAGGUUAGCUUCAGGAAGGGCUAAAUAAUAGCAAUCUGUGUUGCUGGGAGUUUGCAGCUUGGUUGUGCGUUUGUCUCGACUGUCCCGCUGAUGAAUGGAGCUUUGGCUAGCUGUAGAAGUGCCCUUAUCCUGUACCUCACGCUCUCAUCCAACUUCUGUCUGACAAACUAACCACCCAAAUUUGUGCUCCAUGCUUGUGCAUUUUGUCCGUCAUUCCCUGCACACGUUCAGCUGUAACCAGGAUACACGUAAACACUGGAGUUCACUCAAGUACCUUUUGUAAUUUUUCUCUGGCACAACAGUGCUCAUUCUAGGACUGCUGUUACACAGUGGACUGUUAGAUAUAUGUUUCUAAAUUAUUUCUGAGGUGAGGCUUUUGUUUAGACUGGCUACAACAGAGCCCCACUGGAUUAACUCAGUCUGUUGAAGUAUUGCUGUAGCAUCGUUCUGUAGUGGGUGAAACCACGAGCAGCCCCGCGGUCUGAACACAAAGACUGAAGACACGUUUUGAUUUCUAAUGUUGCUUUAAAGUGAUUUCCUUGUAUGCCUGUUAUAUAUAGACCUUGUCAUGGGUUUUGCUUGCAAUGCAAUCGCAUUUUUUUUAAUAUUAUUACUAACAGUACAGUAUUUUUCUAUGUCUGAGCAAUGAACUUAAACAUGCCACUGACAUUUUGUAUUUCUGCACCUCUGCUCUCUUUAGUGCCCUUAUGCAAACACCCAGCCAUCGCUACUUCUGCUGUAGGUGAUUAACAACUUUUGCUACUUUUUGUUGCCCCACAGCGAUGGGUUGAUGCAUUGAUGACUGUGCUGAGCCUCUUUAGGACACAAAUGGGAAAAAAAGGUAAACAUAAGAUUUUUGCUUUCAUUUUGCUUGUCUUUUCAUUUUUUUUUUCUGGGUUGUACUGUACAAGGACUCCCAGAGCACUGCUAGUGCUCAAGAGGCAGUGUUGAAUCUGCGUUAAACACAAGUAAAACAAUGACCAAUAUGCAAGAGGAAUGACAAAACACACUACUGCUGUACAGGGAGGUUUUCUUUUUGUUUUCAUACAUGUAAUCACUGAGAUGAUAAAACUAGCAUUGGUUUUGUAUUUCUGAUUUCAAGCUUGAUAAUAUCCUAAAUGUCACCCUGGUCAGAUUUUGUCUUUUUUUUUUUCAUUGGACAGUUGUAAUAUUUGCAAGUUGUGGUCUGUGUAGUCAAAAUAAUUCUUUAUGUAGUGCAGGACAACGCGUCUUAAAAGUCAUUUGUAAUUUAUUGGAUUACUUUCUAUGAAGUUCUAUAGAGGAAAUUGAGGUUUAAUUAUUUUUAUUAAACAUAUUCUUCUGACUAUCAA